AUGAAGUUUGUGGAACCAUUUUAUGCGUGUUAUAUGCAAGAGAAGCAAAGAAAAGAUGUGGAUGUGCAAUGCUUGAAUUUUGGAGAUUGGGUUCCACAAACUUCAUCUCUAAAUUUCAGAGUAAGUACGAAGCCACCGGAGCUAGUAGUCCCAGCUACCCCCACACCCCGUGAGCUUAAGCUGCUAUCUGACAUAGAUGACCAACUUUGCCUGCGUUUACAAAUUCCUUUAGUAUUUUUCUAUGGUUACCGACCUUCAAUGGCAGGGAAAGACCCUGUUCAAGUCAUUAGACAAGCACUCGCCAAAACACUUGUGUUUUACUAUCCCUUCGCAGGAAGGCUUAGGGAGAGUCCUAAUGGCAAACUAAUGGUUGAUUGCAACGGAGAAGGUGUCAUAUUCGUCGAGGCUGAUGCAGAUGUCACAAUUGAGCAGUUUGGUGACAAUUUGUUGCCCCCAUUCCCUUGUUUCGACAAGAUCCUUUUUAACAUUCCUGGUUCAGAUGGAAUCAUAGACAGUCCAAUCUUGCACCUUCAGGUUAUCUUACUCAUCUUACUUUGA
Cajanus cajan (pigeon pea) is the source of this 558-nucleotide messenger RNA. NCBI's taxonomy places the organism in Eukaryota, Viridiplantae, Streptophyta, Magnoliopsida, Fabales, Fabaceae. The record is from RefSeq and is a predicted model, not a curated record.